Papilio xuthus (Asian swallowtail) is the source of this 1113-nucleotide messenger RNA. Its product is annotated as reticulon-4-interacting protein 1, mitochondrial. NCBI's taxonomy places the organism in Eukaryota, Metazoa, Arthropoda, Insecta, Lepidoptera, Papilionidae. The record is from RefSeq and is a predicted model, not a curated record. Gene Ontology annotation, cellular component: mitochondrion. The transcript has 5 exons. The coding region runs from base 421 to 1113 and encodes 230 amino acids.
CUUUGUGACUUCGGCACAUUUAGGUGCCUAUUAGCCUAAUAACUACUCUGUGGUCUGUGCUCAGCUGAUCUGACACUUCCAAAUAAGAUAUUACCUAAAGGUCUAUGUUACCAGGUCAUAAAAUUAAAAAAAAAUGGUCUGACACUGACGUUUACACCUUUCAUUUUCAUUGUUAUUUCUUGGUUACUGUUUUGUCUGCUCGUAGAGGAUUAAUUUAUGUUUUUAAAAUAAGAAGGAACCAAAAAAUUCUAUACUUAACGCCAUUUAUAAGAUUUGAAUAUAUUCCUUAUAUUAUUAAUACCUAUUUAAUUAUACUCUUAUCUUAAAAUUGUGAUUGUACUUGUUAUUUAGUAAUAUACUGUGGAAAUGUAAAUUUAAGAAAUCAAAUAAUCUUAAAUAUCGUUAGUUGUUAACCAAGUAAUGAGUAGCGCGACGCGACGCUGGGCCAGCGCGGGGGCAGGCGCGGGCGCGGCGCGCAUGCGGGCGUGGCGCGCGCACUGCUACGGCGGACCCGCCGAGCUGCGGCUGGAGGAGGCGCGCGUGCCGCCGCUGUGCGCGCCCGACCAUCUGCUCGUGCGCGUGCACACUUCUUCUAUAAAUCCACUCGAUGUCGCCAUGGUCGGGGGCUACGGGGCGCGCGCCCUUAACGCGCUAAGGGCGCUGCGCGGCGCGGACGUGGAAUUCCCUCUGGUGGUGGGGCGCGACUUCUGCGGCGAGGUGGCGGCGGCGGGUGCGGGCAGCCGGCUACGCGCGGGCCGCCGCGUCUGGGGCGUGGUGCCGCCGCACUGGCCCGGCGCGCACGCCGACUACAUCGUCGUCAGAGACCGCUGGGCGAGCGAGGCGCCCGAUGCCUUGGACGACUGCGCGGCUGGCGGCGCGCCCUACGCGGCGCUGUCGGCGUGCGCGGCGCUGCGGGCUGCCGAAGAUGGCCUUGAGGACCAAGAUUCCGAUGAUGAAAACCGCGAUGCUGAUGAAGUUAUAAGAGUGUUGCAAGAGGAGAACGAUGAUGAUGAUGAUGUUGAUGAAACUGCUGACAUUGAUCUUCCUCUGGUAGAAACAGAAGAUCAAGAACCCUCUCACCCAUCAACUUCUUCCAACAUUUAUAGAAUAUGA